Molecule: messenger RNA, 2896 nt
Organism: Anguilla rostrata (American eel)
Lineage: Eukaryota; Metazoa; Chordata; Actinopteri; Anguilliformes; Anguillidae
Gene: trmt2b
Product: tRNA methyltransferase 2 homolog B
Exons: 1
Coding region: 152-1624 (490 amino acids)
Biological process (GO): RNA processing
Molecular function (GO): tRNA (uracil(54)-C5)-methyltransferase activity, S-adenosyl methionine-dependent; RNA binding
Source: RefSeq, a predicted model, not a curated record
AGGCAGGUAGUGCAACAGGAAACAAGGAAAAGGAUUACUUCUGGCACGUUGCGUGCAGACAACAGACAGAUUGUAACGAACUGUCAGUCUUUCAUGCCUGUCCGCAGAAACUGAAGACUUCUGUAACACGGUUUGUUUCAUAACGUUUAUUAUGCAGUUAAGAACGGUAUUUCGGUGCAAACAGCAUUUUAGAGCAGCCUACACUCCAGGACAAGCUCAUUUGAGCAGUUCAGUAAAGGAUGUGAUAACUUCCAAGGACCCCAAACGCUCGAUAGGAGCAUUAGCUGAGAAAAAGAAGAGAAGGAAGCAUGUGUUGCCUCAAAUAGGUGAGUCUGUGUCCUGGGAAGAGCGGGUGGCGGAUGCAGUGACUCCUCUGUGGCGAUUAAGCUACGAACAGCAGCUGCAGCUCAAACAGGAGCGACAGGAGGACAUUGUACGCCAUCUAUCUGAGGCUGGGGCGUAUCGCUGCCCCCCUGUGUUGCCCAUACGACCGUCACCAGUCACGGACGGAUACCGUAACAAGUCCACCUUCUCUGUUAACGCCGGGCCGGGGGGCGACCCCAAGACGGUGGGGUUCUACGUGGGUACUGGGAAGGCACGCAACAUCGUCUGUGUCAGGGCAGACCACUUGAAGAACAUACCGGAGAAACACAAGCUGGUGGCGCGACGCUACGAGGAGUUCCUCCGUCUGUCCCCUCUGGACCCUUGCCUCCUCUUCCACACGGGAGGCCACUGGCGAGAGAUUAUGGUCAGGACUAAUUCCGCUGGCCACACCAUGGCCGUAGUAUUCUUCCACCCUCAGACGAUGGCCCCAGACAAGGUUCAGCUCCACAAGGCAGCUUUGCUGGAGUAUUUCACCCAGGGCCCUGGAGCUGUCUGCCAGCUGGACUCUCUGUACUUCCAGGCGUGCCCCAUGACCCGCUGCAGCCACCAGCAGGCCCCUUUCCAGCUCCUGUAUGGGGCCUCGCACAUCUACGAGGACCUGCUGGGGCUCCGGUUCCGCAUUUCUCCCGACGCUUUCUUCCAGGUGAACACGGCGGGCGCAGAGGUGCUGUACAACAGCGUCAGAGAGCUGAGUGCUCUGGGGGAAGUGUGCAGGGCCAUCGGAGAGCUGAGUGACGUGCGUGAUGCGGGGCUGGGUGGGGCCACGCUGCUGGACGUGUGCUGCGGGGCGGGGGUUAUUGGUAUCUCCAUGGCGAGCGCAGUGGACAGGGUGAUCGGCGUGGAGAUCGUGGAGCAGGCCGUGGAGGAUGCCAGGUACAAUGCCGCACUCAACCAAGCGUGGAACUGCCACUUCCUUUCGGGGAAGGCCGAAGAGGUUCUCCCACGGUUACUGCCCUCUCUCAGCUCCAACCAGGGCCUGGUCGUCGUGGCGAACCCCUCCCGGGCUGGCCUGCACUACCGGACGGUUCGGGCACUCCGGAACCUUCCAUCCAUCCGCAGACUGGUUUACGUGUCCUGCAAGCCAGAGGGAGAGGCCACGAGGAACUUUCUGGAGCUCUGCUGCCCCGCUGACCCACAGAAGAAGCUGACAGGGGAGCCAUUCACCAUGAUGGCUGCACUGCCGGUGGACAUGUUUCCCCACACCCUGCACUGUGAACUCCUGCUGCUGUUCCAGAGGUAGCAGAGCCUGUAGAACAGUCAAAUAUCUAAGGAAAUUGUGAGUGAAAUAAAUAGAAACGACUGAAGACUUGAUUUGACAUGAAUUAAUGUUCUACCGUUCAGUUUUGAUGCGUGAAAAAAUAUGAAAAAAUAAAACAUUGCAACCCCCAAAACACUCACUAGAUGGCGCAAGUACGCAAGGCUUGUUCGUAAAUUUGUCUUUGUCCCCAGAAGUCAAUUUAUAACAGAAUUAUUAUUAGUUUGAAAUUAAAGCCACAAAUGUUCACCCUACAUUUAAGAGAUGUCAAAAUAAAUCUGAUGAAAAUCAGGCUAGGUUACCGAAUCAAAAGAUAAGUAAAAAUGAAAAAAUAAUUUCAAAAACAAACAAUUUAAACUUCCUAAUUACUGCAUGUGAUUAUUGUGACCAUUAGCACGAUAACAUGUUAUUUUACACAUAUACAGUCCGUUAGUUUUCAUUUUUUUUAUUAGAACCUCCCAGCACCACUACCAGAAUAUCUGCCUGUAAUAAAAUAAAGAAAGAAAAAAACAUACCAACCACGCAAUCAGAGGUAAACUGUCAAUAUAUUGAAAACAAUGGAACUUCAGAAUUUUGUCUCCAGAAUCCCCAUGCACCCGUCCCAUUUGGAGACAUUGGUGCUGGUGGUACGUUCCUCUGUCCAUGGUUUGAAUUAAUUUGCUACCAACAUGGAGACUAACUUUCAUGAAAUUUAUUUAGCAUACAUACGCAGAAUUUGUCAGUGGUGGACCAACAAACUGCGUUUAUUAGCGAUGGGGCUAUUGGAUGGGGCAACGCAAUUAAGAAUCGGCCUAUUUUGUUUUCUCUGGCGUUAUGCUAGGAUGUACAAACAUCCUGCUCUGUAUCUGUAUGGGUUACUGUUGAACAAUGACUCCGAGUGACUGGGAAAUUUGGAAAAAAAGAAAACGAGUCAUGUAACUUCCAUCUUCUUCAGACAUACGCGUUACGUAAUCCUCAGUCUGUGUGGUGACUGUGAUUACACUGUGCAGUUGGCUGUGAAUUCAUGCAGCUGGUUGGAAUAGACAUGACUGUAAAACGUGAACAGCAGAUAGCAGGCGACCAAUGAGGCUUUCAGAGUAAGGUGGUAGCAAGUUCUUUUCGACCAAUUGCAGUCUUUAUAACGUCCUCUCCCAAACUAAAUCAGAAGGUAGGCUAUCAUCAGGAGUAACACAGCUUUCAUUGUGAAGACGCGUGUUCCUUCGCUAUAUCCACUUUUGUUUUUCAUUAUAAAGGCACCGAACUCUUGCAUCUCGUUUG